This is a messenger RNA of Pelobates cultripes (western spadefoot toad), 997 nucleotides long. The record is from the annotation of a GenBank genome assembly. Lineage: Eukaryota; Metazoa; Chordata; Amphibia; Anura; Pelobatidae.
AUGUCGCAACGCAAAAGCACCAAGAAAGCGGCAAAGCCAGACAAAAGUAAUUUUUUCGUCUCUAAGCAAGUCUCCUCUGCUGUGAUCAUGCAGGCCGCAAAAGCCUCCAGUGAUUUGGAUUCGGACGACGGCAUACUGGGCUGCGGCCCGGGCACCCCCACAGAAACAUCACAGAUCACUAAAUCAGAUCUAGCAGAGGCCCUAGACAAGCUCUCAAGUAAAUUGAUCUCCACGUGGCAACACACGGCAGACUCCUUGAGAAAGGACUUACAAGAACUGGGUAAAAGAACAUCGCAUGUGGAAGACAAGUGUGAUGAAUUUGCCACAGCCCAUAACGACCUAGCUACCCAUGUGGAACAUCUGGCUACCAAGGUUCACAAGAUGGAGGAGAAGAUGGCGGACUUAGAAGACCGGUCCCGCCGCAAUAACCUGAGACUUAGGGGGGUCCCGGAAGAAGUGGCAAACAAAGACCUACCUGCAUAUGUCCGCGGCCUAUUGCAUGCUUUUGUCCCAGAGGUCCCCACAGACAUGCUCCUGGUGGACCGAGUACACCAUGUCCCAAAACCGCACCAUAUUGCGCAAGCGGUGCCGAGGGAUAUACUUCUACGUGCACACUACCACCAUAUCAAGGAGCAUGUACUGAGGAGCAGCAGAAUACGAACUAGUCCCCCAGAGGAUUACCCCACGGUCAAGAUCUAUGCCGAUCUCUCAUCUGCAACUCUCCAAAAACGGAAAGAGUUUAAGCAGGUCACAAGUGUGCUGAGAAACCACGAAGUACGCUACAGAUGGGGCUUCCCCACCAAGCUCAUCAUUACCAGAGACGGAGAAACCACCAUACUUCACUCUCCAGGGGAAGGCCUUAAAAAAUUAAAAGCCUGGGGACUCUCUGAUGACAAGCAGGCUCCGACGCCCUCACCUCCUGGAAGGCUCGCCACUGAAUGGAAACAACAAACCCAAAAGAAACACUAAGUCAGUUGACCUACUGGCUCAAAGGUAA